UAGAGAGCAAAGGGGGCUGCGUAUGCUUGUGCGUUACGGGGCUGUGUGUGAGGGGCGUAUGCAAGUGUGUCUGUGCAUGUGUGCUGUGUGUGAGAGUGUGUUUUUGUGUGCUGGAGGCCACACUGCUCAGCUCGUCUCCACUUGGCCUCCUCUGUCUUUGGCACAGAGCUCCAGACAUGAACUUCUUCUGCUUCACGCUGGAGGGCUCCACAGAGAGUAUAUAUGAACCAGCCUACAGCCAAACUGUGAAGGAAGUCCUUCCUAAGUGCCAGUGCAGUCCUGCUCUCCUGAGGCAUAAGCUUGAAUGGAGCGGCUCUGACCCAUGCCUCAGCUCUGACCAAUCUCAGACUCCAACAUCAAAGAGGAAAGAGAGCAGCAGAAGGUCAUAUGCACCAGCGUCAGCCUUGAACGAUGGAUCUUUAGACAAAGACAUUAAUCACGCCUGCUGGAUGUCAUCCAGUAAGAAGAAAGGCUUCUCUCAUCAAAAGAAUGACCAGAACAGAGAGAUAAGUAACACUGCCAGUCAGGACAGCAUGUUCACCAGAGAUGACAGAGCGGAGGAACCGAACACCGACAGAAGAGAGAGAGACCUGCCAGCUCAGAGCAGUGAAACUGAGGCUGAGACGGCAGAGACAGAGUCUCUAGGAAGACUGAGGAAGUUACAUAAACUGGUGCAAGCCAAGAAGGGACAGCAGAGCGGAGGUGCUAAAGGACGGAGUACAUCAGAGCAUAAUGCUCAUUUGGAAGACACGUCAGGUGACAACAAUCCAGUGCUAACGUGUAUCGGCCUGAGCAAAAGGACAGAGAAGAAACCCUCUAAACCUGCCCCGUCAUCACGACAGCCGCAGGCCAAAGAGAUCCAUGAGCGUCCAGAAGAGGAAGGACUUUGGAGCCCCAGGGUUCACAGUCCUCACUGGAGCCCGACAGUCUGUCCACACCCCUGGACGCCCUCCUUCCACACCUGCCACCAGCCUCAAACAGAGCCGUGGGUCUACGACUGCGACUUCACCUUACCUCGGACCACAGAAUGGGACCGUUUUGAGAGUCUGAUAGCAGAGCUGGACAGUAAACAGGCUGAUCUGUCUCCGCCGCGAGUCGUCCGCUCCAUCACAGAUCUACACAUCUCACAAACCACCCGGUCAAACAGAUUUGGGAGAUUUGACGCCUUCCAGCAGCAUUCCCCUCUAAUGAAACCGCAGGAUAAUGGAAGCGUGGCGAAGCAGGUGGAGACUGGUGAUCUGACCAAAUCAAGGAUCUUGGGGAGGGAGACAAAAGCUGUAUCUCAGACUGUGUGCGAGGGGACAGGCGAGAAGCUUGUCAAGACCCUGCCAGGAGAGACGAGUGAAGAGGCAGAGAGAGAUGAAGCAAACAAGGUGGAGGUCGGCAGUGCACGGACAUUUACUAAAGGACACAGGCGGUCCAGUAAUUCAUUGGAAAGCCUCUACAGUCUCACUAGUGGACAAAGCUCCUCAAGUGGAGUCACCAGUGGGUCAGACUGUUCCAGUAACAGAGGCAGCCUGAGGCUAGAGGAGGAUCUGCCAUACACCAGACAAUUCUGUGGCAGAGCCAGGGUCCACACAGACUUUGUGCCCAGCCCGUAUGACACCGAGUCCCUCAAACUCAAGGUGGGGGAUGUGAUCGACAUCAUCGCCAAGCCCCCCAUGGGAAUAUGGACAGGUGUGCUGAACGACAAAAUAGGAAACUUUAAAUUCAUCUACGUGGAUGUUCUACCACACAAGGGACCUGAGAUACGUCAGAAAACACAAACCCACAUGAGAAGGCAGAAAUCAAGACAAAAAACUUUACAAGAACUCUUACAGCACCUCGGUUUGGAGGAGUAUUCUUCCUCUCUCCGGCUGAAUGGCUACCAAACAGUAGAUGACUUGAUGAGGCUGAGGGAGCGUCACCUGAUGGAGCUCAAUGUGACUGAUCCAGAGCACAGGCAUCGUCUGCUUGCUGCUGUCGACUCCCUCCAGCAAGCUCAAACCGAUAGUCACUUCGAGGAUGACGCAAAUCAGGAGGCUGGGACCCCCGGUGAGAACAUCAAGGCAGAUAUGAGCAACUGCCCAAGAGACUCCGGCUGCCACAUGCCGUCUGACAGCCCUGAUAACAGCAACGAGGACACAGAAAUUCACUUUCCAUCCAUCCACACUCAACCAGCUGAGAUGCAAGCUACUUGAGAAAAAUCAGUCCUUUCCAGCCAUUGUUACGUCUUUUGUUGCUGUUAAGAUAUUCAUGCACGACUCGUACAUCAAAAACUGAUUUCUUUCUUUCUGUGCCAGCGUGAUUGCUAAUGAUGUACAGUAAAAAGCCUCUUCUAAGCCUUUAAUACUUCUGUUCCUCGUACCUUCACUGACCUUGACUUUAACUGAGUGCAAAGUAAGUGGGCUGCAGCUGAAUGUGUGAGCCAAGUGCAAUGCAUCUCAAUGAGUGUGUGUGUGUGUGUGUGUGUGUGUGUGUGCGUAAAUUUUGAGGCAUUUGCACAUUUGUCUCAAGUUUGCACAGUUGGACAGUCCUGUGAUUACAGUCAAUAAAAUUUUUUUUUUUUUUCCACAAAAAAUGGUACAAGUCUUUGAAUAACCUUGUGUGGCCUAUUAUUGAUGUGGCCUGAUAUUUGACCUCCAUACAGUAUUUGCUAGGGCCUGUGUGCUUGUCUGUGCA
Molecule: messenger RNA, 2661 nt
Organism: Myripristis murdjan (pinecone soldierfish)
Lineage: Eukaryota; Metazoa; Chordata; Actinopteri; Holocentriformes; Holocentridae
Gene: samsn1b
Product: SAM domain, SH3 domain and nuclear localisation signals 1b
Exons: 15
Coding region: 177-2180 (667 amino acids)
Molecular function (GO): protein binding
Source: RefSeq, a predicted model, not a curated record